CAUAUUUUAUCUCUUUCUCGCUCCUUUUGUGACAUUUUUGCGGAACGUCCAUCGUGUUUCCUUGUAAAAAUUAUUAUAAAAAAUCACAUUAGGGCAUGGUCUGUACCGUAAAACCUUUAAAAAACCGUGAUAUAAAAUCUAUAAUCGUGGUAAACUUUUCUUGUGCCAAGUGCAACUAAACUAUCAAGAUUCCGCCGAUAAUUCAAAGCCUACCCAGUGGGUGGCUUAAUUUGGGAGCACCGGCCUUGUCCGGCGCAUCUGGCUGUGCCGGGCGACGUGCGCCCGCCUGCCCCCGCCCGCCGCGCUGCUGGCGCCGCGCGCUCAACGUUGACCCGCCCUGGCAGCGAGCACGGGCCCGCUGACGCCACACCACGCGAUACACCUGACACCUGUGGACUAGCGCUAGUGGGCCCCCACCACCGGCCUCUGUUACGUGACACCGAGCCCCCGUGCGCCGCACACAACGCGCCGAGGGUACAUCGCUUGCCUAUCAACCGACACCUCGCAUCGAGGAUACGAUAGCCAAAGUCUACAAUAUCAAAAAAAAAGACGACAAAAAACUUCGUUUCAAGGACACCGAAGCUUAUUAAGAUACCAAGUAAAAUGAAGGUGAUUGAAGAUGAACAGCGCGUGAGGGUGAUGGAGGGGCAAUGGACCCCGGAAGCGGUGAUCAAGGAGAUCGUGGAAGAAGGGGGGCAUGAUGAACCCUUCUAUGUAAUGGACCUGGGCGAGGUGGUCGCCCGGUACCAUCACUGGAAGGAGCUUAUGCCCAGGGUCGAGCCAUUCUACGCGGUGAAAUGCAACGACGACAAGUUGUUGGUGAGCACGCUGGCCGCUCUGGGUGCUGGCUUUGAUUGCGCCUCUAAAGCUGAGAUUGAAAUGGUCACCGGCCUCGGCGUGCGACCAGAGCGCAUUAUAUUCGCGAAUCCGGCGAAGCUGGCGUCUCACAUCCGCUACUCAUCGUCCGUGGGAGUCGACCUGAUGACCUUCGACUCGGAGACAGAGCUGGUCAAGAUCAAGCAGCACAUGCCGCAUGCACAGUUGGUGGUACGCAUCAGAUGUGAUGCGGCGGCGGCGCGCUGUCCGCUCGGCAUCAAGUUCGGCUGCGACCCUGUCACUGAGGCGCCGCGACUCCUCAAACUGGCUGCUGUCUUCGGACUCAGGGUGGUGGGUGUAUCCUUCCACGUGGGUUCUGGUGCUGAGGAGAGCGGUGUGUACGCGCGCGCCAUACAGUACUGCCGCGCACUGUUCACACUCGGCGCAGCUGCUGGACACGCCAUGCAUCUGCUGGACCUGGGCGGAGGCUUCCCAGGACACACUGGAUCCAGUAUACGCGAGACGGCUCAAGUGAUCAACGCAGCGUUGGAUGCCAACUUCUCUGGAUGCGAGGUGCGUGUCAUUGCGGAGCCAGGCCGGUACUUCGCCUGUGCUGCCUACACCCUCGCCACAAUGGUCUACGCUAAACGUGAGGUGCCUGCUAAGGAGGAUGAUGUGGAGGAGACCCAUACAAUGUACUUCAUGAACGACGGCGUGUAUGGCUCCUUCAACUGCUUGCUGUACGACCACCAGGAGGUGACACCUGUGCCGCUCAACACGGCGGAGGGCACUCCUCGCAGCUCCUCCUUCUGGGGUCCAACAUGUGAUGGUCUGGACUGUGUAGUGCCGCGCAUGCGCAUCCCCGCGCUGCCGCUGGGCGCCUGGCUCGUCUUCCGCGAUAUGGGAGCCUACACUCUUCCUGUGGCCUCCGCUUUCAAUGGGUUUCCCGUGCCCAAGGUCCGAGCAGUAGUCGACCGUCGCCUCUGGUCCGUACUGAAGGAACUCUGGCCCCUCACUGAGAACCAUUUCGUGGUGGCACCUCCAGCACCCGUAGCCCCUCUGGCACCUGUAACCCCAGCGCCGGAGCCACAUCGCGCAGUAUUCGUGGAGUGCGCUCUCAAGUGAGCGAGUAUGAGGCUGCCGUUCAAUGAGCUUAAAGGCCUAUAAUCAAUAUAUUUUUAAAUGUCUCUGUAGAUUUUUACCGUGAAUUUACACUGUUGUUAUACAUGUAUUGAAACAUGUCUCUUAUCAAAGUAUGAGAGAUGUGUCAAUAUAAGUAGCUGCAGUUAAGUCACAGUUUAAUAUUCGAUGUAACUAGAACGGCAGUCUGAUUGAAAAUGUAAUUUUCAAUUCCUAUUAGUUGUUUCUCUUGUUUUUGCCUUUAUUAUGUACAAGGAUGUGCAAUAUUUAUAUGAAUUUUAUUUUUAUAAUUUUUUUUAUAUACAAAUUGUACGUCCGAUGUGUUGGUUACCAUCUGGAAAGGAUAUUUAGGACUAAGGAGCAAAUAUAGAAAAAUCUUAACACAUUAAAAACCAAAACUAUGUACUAACUUUUGUCAAAUUUAAAAAAUUACCUAAAAUUGAUGGUUAAUAAGCCUUUUACCAAUAUUUUUAAGGCAUAAUGCACAUUGAAUUUGGAUUUGCAUAAAAUAUGCCUCUUAGGCAUAAUUAACUAAGAACUAAGCGCUUUAAAAAAAAUUACAGUAUGUUUUUGAUGACGUCACUACGAUGUUAAAUUAUUCAUUAAUUUGGUUCUCUUCUAUAUUUGCUCUUUGAUUAACUCUGUGUUUCCAUUGCUGAGACUUGUCACUUUGAAAAAAUACCGUUUUUAUACAGACAAUGGAAACACACGGUAAGACGGUCGGUGUCCAUAUAAACCUUUAGCUGCCUCAUACCUUUGAAUUAUUCAGCUUUUCGCAAAUUAGUUCUCAUUUACGCGAUUAAAUCAAUUGCUUUUUUUCAUUACUUUCUUCAAUAUUUUAAAAUGCAUUUGUCGUUUAUUGGCAUUUUUAUUAA
Messenger RNA from Papilio xuthus (Asian swallowtail), 2831 nucleotides. Its product is annotated as ornithine decarboxylase 1. Bases 604 to 1941 code for a protein of 445 amino acids. Gene Ontology annotation, cellular component: cytoplasm. NCBI's taxonomy places the organism in Eukaryota, Metazoa, Arthropoda, Insecta, Lepidoptera, Papilionidae. The record is from RefSeq and is a predicted model, not a curated record. Gene Ontology annotation, molecular function: ornithine decarboxylase activity. The transcript has 10 exons.